UCAGGAUGGGAUUACCAAAAAAAAAUAAAUGGGUCCUACAUAUCAAUUUGUUUCACAGAAUCACCGUUAAGACAGAAUCACAGAAUCGCUUAGGACACAUCAAAGAUUCGUUUCAAACUUCAGAAUCAAUUCGUUUGUUUAGAAAUCAGAACUCAUCUUCGUCUCCGAAUACUCCGGUUAUUCAGAAAUCAGAACGCAUAUUCAUCUCCAAUUGUCCAGUUUUGUCUUCAUCUCCGAUUGUUUGCUUCAUAUUCGUAUUCGAUUGAAGUAUAUCACAGCCCUAAUUUCAUCUCUAGAACAUCGAAGUGAGCAUUCUCAAGUACAAAACAAGGAUCAAUAAAAACUCAUAAUCCCGUAGAUGGUUCGAAUAGAGCAACCAUGCGAUUAACAAGUCCAUACCGCAUUGGUUGUUGGACGUGUCGCACUACUAGAUUUUUAUGUACCACAACUCAUCAUCCUAUUCUCGAGUCAGCCAGUUUUAAACACCGCUUCAAAAACUGGCAAGAACAAAGAAAACAUAAGCUGACAGCAAGCACUUUUGCACAAGCCGUCGGCUUUUGGCCCAACCGAAGGGUCCUGCUCUGGCUUGAAAAGAUCGGUGCAGUCGAACCCUUCACCGGAAACCUUGCCACUUGUUGGAACAACAUCAAAGAAGAAGAAGCACUUGAAAGAUAUAAACUAAUAACCGGAAAUUCCGUCGUGUUUCCUGAAUUCCAUGUUCGUGGGAAGUUAAAUCGAGAAGACAAUUGGCUUGGCGCUUCUCCAGAUGGGAUAAUUGACAAGAUUGUUUACGGUUUGCCUUACGGGGGGAUAUUAGAAAUAAAAUGCCCAUUUUAUAAGGGUGACAUGAGAAAGGGUUUCCCGUGGUCUGGUGUACCGUACAAUUGUAUUCCACAAGCGCAAGGAUUGAUGGAGAUCUUGGAUCGGGAUUGGAUGGAUUUUUACGUCUGGACGCCUAAAGGGAGUAGCAUAAUUAGGAUAGAUCGGGAUGUAGAGUAUUGGAAGGCGUUAGAGAUAGCGUUAUCGGAUUUUUGGUGGGAUCAUGUGCAGCCUGCAAGGGAGAUUUAUUGUAAAUACGAGGUUAGAGAUCCGUUAACCGAGUUAAAAAGCUUAUGCCCAACGCCUAAGCAUGAGCUAUGUAGCCAUAUUGUUAAAGAAAGCAGACGUGUUGCUGGUAAUUCAAGAUUGUUGGUGCGUGAAAUCUUUGGAAGAUUGAUAGAUUGAUACAUGUAACUAAAACUUGAAGCAAAUAUGAAAAUAUACUACUGAACAUGAAUAUUUGAUUGGGUAAAUCAGGGCUUCUUAGGACUCUUUUGCUUGUGGACUUGUGGUUAAGUUUUGUUGUAAUUUAUAUUGAAAAUGUAACAUAUAUAGAGAGGAAGGAUCUUGGUAUAAGUUUAAUACUUAUAGUUAUAAACAUAUUUUUGUGUA
Molecule: messenger RNA, 1431 nt
Organism: Helianthus annuus (common sunflower)
Lineage: Eukaryota; Viridiplantae; Streptophyta; Magnoliopsida; Asterales; Asteraceae
Exons: 3
Coding region: 379-1224 (281 amino acids)
Source: RefSeq, a predicted model, not a curated record